CGUUUUGCGUGGAAUCGGCUAAUGUUCCUUUUUACAGUAACAGUGUAUUGAAGACACGUGGUUACGAUUGUAAUCAUCGAAUCUAAGGCGAAUUACCGAGCAAAUCAGGAUGCCGUUGGCCAGAGACUUCCUCCAUCCAAGUCCCAUUGAGGAAAAGAGGAAACACAAACUGAAGAGGCUUGUCCAAAAGCCCAACAGUUAUUUCAUGGAUGUAAAAUGUCCAGGUUGCUAUGCUAUCAAAACCAUCUUCUCACAUGCCCAAAGGCCGGUAGAAUGUGAUGGAUGCCGCACAAUUCUUUGCACUCCAACAGGAGGAAAAGCAAGAUUAACAGAAGGUUGUUCUUUUAGAAGAAAAGUACAGUGCUAAUCUUGUGUAAUGUAUUCUUCUCUUUAUAUUCGAUAAAUAAAUACAAUCACAUUGUAUAUUAUA
Pseudomyrmex gracilis is the source of this 430-nucleotide messenger RNA. It is a transcript of the gene RpS27, whose product is annotated as 40S ribosomal protein S27. Gene Ontology annotation, molecular function: structural constituent of ribosome; RNA binding. Gene Ontology annotation, cellular component: ribosome; cytosolic small ribosomal subunit. Bases 110 to 367 code for a protein of 85 amino acids. The transcript is spliced from 2 exons. NCBI's taxonomy places the organism in Eukaryota, Metazoa, Arthropoda, Insecta, Hymenoptera, Formicidae. The record is from RefSeq and is a predicted model, not a curated record. Gene Ontology annotation, biological process: translation; ribosomal small subunit assembly.